Molecule: messenger RNA, 5607 nt
Organism: Dicentrarchus labrax (European seabass)
Lineage: Eukaryota; Metazoa; Chordata; Actinopteri; Moronidae
Gene: ccdc9
Product: coiled-coil domain containing 9
Exons: 18
Coding region: 182-2773 (863 amino acids)
Source: RefSeq, a predicted model, not a curated record
UUUGGCAGGAAGUUAGCCGCAGCUAACAGGAAGCCGAAUAAUGAGGACACAGUGAGGUGCAGGAAUUGGCAAAGAGCUACGAGUCCAAACGUUGCUCUUUACACUCUUUAAACUCCCCCCUUCUGAUACAGGAGGAACAAGCAGUCAGCCUCCUGUGUAUGAAGACAAGUCAGAGGCAGCUAUGUCUUCAGCGGUGGAUCUCAAGACGAAGGAGGAGAAGGAUGCAGAGUUGGACAGACGAAUCGAAGCUCUGAGGAAGAAGAAUGAAGCUCUGGUCAAGAGGUACCAGGAAAUAGAGGAAGACAAGAAGAAGGCAGAGCAGGAGGGCAUUGCCGUGACGACGCCUAGGAAGCCCCGCCCCCACGAGCCGGAGACGGACAGAAGGAAGACGGAGAAAGAAAACUUCACCGUCACAGUCGACCUUUCUAAACUGACAGGGGAGAAGAGAGUUGUGAACGACUGGAAAACCGGGCGCCUCGUGGCCGGGAAGACCUCAGAGGAGAGUGAUGGGCAUGGAGGGCCGGGCGACAGCCACAGGGCGCCGGGCGACAGCCACAGGGCGCCGGGCGACAGCCACAGGGCGCCGGGCGACAGCCACAGGGCGCCGGGCGACAGCCACAGGGCGCCGGGCGACAGCCACAGGGCGCCGGGCGACAGCCACAGGGCGCCGGGCGACGUCUAUAGGGGGCCAAGCGAUGGUCACAGGGGGCCGAGCGACGUCUAUAGGGGGCCGAGCGAUGGUCACAGCCCCCAGAGGAGGAUGGGGUCGGGACGAGUGGGUCGGGGAGGUCAGAGAGGAGGAGGAGGCCGCCAAGAGAGGAGGGACCGGGAACCCAGGGAACCCAGAGAACCCAGAGAACCCAGGACACCCAGAGAUGGAGAACCUGGGGAGUCAGGAGGACCACGUAGAGGAGGAAGGAGAGGAAGAGGAGGAGGAGGAGAAGGAAGAGGGGGAGGAGGAGAAGGAAGAGGGGGAGGAGGAGAAGGAAGAGGAGAAGGUGGAGGAAGAGGAGGAGAAGGUGGAGGAAGAGGAGGAGAAGGUGGAGGAAGAGGAGGAGGAGGAGGAGGAGGAGAAGGAGGGACACCAGGAGGCAUGGACAGGAAAUCUAAGGAAUGGGAGGAGAAGAGGCGACAGAACAUUGAGAAGAUGAAUGAAGAAAUGGAGAAAAUAGCAGAGUAUGAGAGAGGACAGCGGCCGGACGGAGACAAGCCAAUCCGUAACUUCCUGGACGACCCGAGACGUUCAGGCCCAGCACCAGACAUAGACCGCAAGGAGGGCAGCAGGAGACAUGUACGAAACUGGGGAGGGCUGGACUUCGACAAUGUGAAGACCGGAGCAGAGCUGGAGAAAGAGUGGACUAGUCGCAGGCCCGGUCAGAAAGGCUCCAUGGAUAUGACGAUGUCUAUGACCGGCCGGGAGAGAGCAGAGUACCUGCGCUGGAAGAAGGAGCGUGAGCAGAUUGACGAGGAGAGACUAGCACGCCAUCGUAAUGCCACAGGCCAGUGGAGACGAGAGUGGGACGCACAGAAGACCGAGAACAUGUUCAAGGAGGACCCUUAUGUGGCUGCAGAGGGCAUCACACCCGAGCAGGGCAGCAGGAGAGCCCGGGGGCGUAACCCUCGUACAGAGCCUCGGGGCAGGGCCUCAGACGACAGCAAGCGGCCUCCGAAAACUCCGACAUUUGGCGACUUCCUGUCCCAGGGCAGGAGCCAGGGACCCCGAGGGGACCGGGGAAGAGGAAGGGGCAGAGGACAGAAACCGAGCUACAGCAUGCAUGACAACCGGUGGGAAGGAGAGAAAGAGGAGGAGGACAAGGAAAAGGAGGACAAGACGAGGAGAGAGGAGAAGCCAAAGAAGAAGGAGGAAGAAAAAUCCAAACCUCCGACAACACCGAAGGUGGAGCAGAAGAACGGAGACGGAGAGGAUGACGAGGAAGAAUGGGAGGAUGCCAGCGAUGAAGAAGACGAUGAGGAAGGGAGCGACUCAGAACACGACUCCAGGGGCGAUGAGAAGAAAGACAAGGGGAAAGAGAAACCAACCAAGAGCAAAGACAACUCCCCCACAUCUCCCGCACCUCGUUCGCGACCCGCAUCAGCAGGAAGCCCCAAAGAGCAGCGGACCCCCAGGCCAAAGGUCCACAUCCCCGCCCCGUCAGUUCAGGAGUCACCGGAGGGAGGGAAGCCCCUCAGCCCCUUCUCCCCGCUCGACAGCCACCGGCCUGUAACAGACUGGGGGGAGGAGAUGGAGAUGCUGUCGCCCCGGAGCAGCAUGGAAGGUGAGAGCCCACUGAAACCCCCCAGUGUGGACAGCAGCCCGCCCCAGAAGAAGGAGCAGGAGGAGACGGAGAGCCAAGCCGCCAGCUCCAGUGAACCUGCUGAGCCACAGGAAGGAGAAGCUACAGAAAAGAUUAAAGCCCAGCAGACUGUGAUAGUGUCAGAACCAGAGUCCACUCCAGCAGACUCCCCCGCUGCACCAGCAUCCGACCCCGCACCGUCCGACCCUCCACCAUCCGACCCUGCUGCACCAUCUCACCCCGCCCCCUCUGAGGUCAAUGAGGCCGCUGUGAUGAUGGACCAGGAUACACCUGCUGCUCCAUCACAAGCUGAUGAACUGGACUCCGCUCCCUCUCCAGCCACCCUGGAGGCCGACCAGAGCUCGUCUGAACCGGCAGGAGGGAAAGACGAUGACGAUGACGACACAGCGCCCGCUGCGACCGACGCUGCUCCGACAGCAGAGACCGUGGAGUCCUCAGAGCAGACGUCCUCAGGCUGAAGCUGCUGAGAAACAAACUGAGGAGGAUGGAAAGAUGAGAGGGACGAAGAGCAUCACACUACUCAUCACUGGAGUGACCGUCACACAUCGAAAUUUAUAAAAAAAAUUAAAAAAGACUUAAACCAUCACGAGGAGGAAGAGGAGGAAGACUGUGCAUCGCCGCCAUGGAUCGGCCUCUUUUUGGAUCACGUCUCGGCCGCCAUGUCUUGUCUCAGUCUGUUUGGUGUUCAGGUAGGAAAUUAAAAGUCAGUCACUGGUUCAGAGCUUCAACACGUUCAGGAAAAAGAACUGAACAGGAUCAGAUUUUGUCCAAAAGACCACAUGUGUAGAAAUAUUAUCACAGAGGAUCAUUGAAGACUGGCCCUGAUCUCGGUUUAUAAAAGGCUCUCGUCGUCUGUCUCAGGAACAGAACACAUGUGGCUAAUUUCUGUUGGUUUUUGUCUGGAAAAUAAUUACUUCUUUUAAAGAUUGCUCUGAUUCAUUUUGUCUGAACGACGGCAGCUUGCAGUUAAUUAACCUCGGGGUGACCUGAGCGACCGUCUGUCUCGUUUGAGCCCUGGCGAACACAUCUGCUCUCGACCUGCUACGUUAACACUUCUCCAGCGGCUGAGCUCCGAUAACAUUUCCGGACUCACGAUGGUCAGUUUAAAAAAAAAAAAAAAAAAAAAACCAAAAUCGAUGCUGCAGAAUUAGAGAUUCUUCUUCCUUCUCAAAACAUUGCGCCUACAUUACCCAUAAUGCAACUCAACCGCCUACAGAUCGCUCUGAGAUUCGGGUUAAUGUGACCUCGAGCUUCCAGCCGGCUGCAGACGUCUUUUUAACUUCACACCAACAGAUUUGUUUGGGGGGGGUUUUUUGUAGUCUUCAGACUCAACCCGAUGCUGACUCAAGUGACAUCACUUGAGGACAGAUUCCACGCAGCGUGUCCACGUGUACAGUAGUUCUCUCCGUCGCCUGGAGUUUAAUGUGUAAAGAAUCAGUGGAAUUCCUCUUUAACAUGAAUUGACUCAUUUUACAAACUCCAUUAGAGACUGAGACUCUCAGAGCGAGCUACGUUUGGAAAUAUAUUUACAUUAUCAGACCUUUUUUAUUUUAUUUAUCCGAACAAUGCUGGAUUAAACCUUCACCUGUGGACGACUCGUCGGUUCUGAUUUACACAAUAUUUGAACUCUUCUUUUCUGGACUGGACUCGUCACCGGUCGCACUUGUUCCUGAGCUUUUGUCUCGCAACUGAGAGUCACUGCUGAUUGUGGCGGCCAGCUUUGUGAUCUCAGCUGCGUUCGUCUCCAUCGUGUAGAGAUUGGGGGGGGCCUUCACCCUCCAGCCUCCAGCCUGUCCUGCUCUUUAGUUUUAUUUUGUAGUUUUUCUUUUUUAAAUUGCUUUUUACUUUUGAAAAAUGUCUUUUUCAUAUCAGAUCCCAACUGAUGCUCCAUAUUGUUUUAAUCAUUGGAGACAUUUAAAGACACUAAAGGUAUUUUUUAAGUGUAUUUUAUGUUUUGCAUCAGAGCCAGCUGUGUGUGUGUGUGUGUGUGUGUGUGACAAUAACUGACUUCAGUGAUCAUGUGGGUCAGAUGUGAAUGUUUUUGUCUGACGCUCUCACCCAGAUUAACUUCUAGGAUCAGGUGUCUUGCUUUAGGACACAUCUCCUCAUCUCAAAUCUGUCAGAAACAAACCAAUCAUGUCCCUUUUUUAGAGCAGUCGGGCCUGUUUGUCGUCUUUUUAAUGAAGUAAUUCUAAUCAGAGAACAUUUGAUAUGUUCAGUGACGCAGACUGUGCUGCCAUUUUGGUGAUUUGAUGGGCUGUGAAUCAUCAGUCCUACAGAGAAAUCUGUCGUAUCCGAGCUGAUACGAGCUCCCCUCCCCCCCUUUAGAUGACACACUGCCUCUUUAGAUGGAAAGUUUUUAAAAAAUCAAAAGGGUCUCAUUCCAAAAUGGCUUGAAGCUAUGAAAGAAAACAGGAUAUUUUACAUUUAAUAUGUAUAUUUUUGUUAACAGCCGUGUUUUUGAGGAUAUAAACCUCAUAUUUGGAAAAACCGACUUCCAUUAAAGUGUAUAAAUAUGAAUUUACAACUUAAAUAACAGCUUCUCUUUGGAAUGAAACCCUUCACUCAUACCUCAGCAGACCAAGGGCUUUUUAGUUUGGUUUGUUUUUGAGUUCUUGCUUUUGUGUGUGUUCUGCCGCCGGCUCUUUGAAUCACGUUUAGUCGUAGCGGCUCGCCUGUGGCGUUUGAAGACACGCGGAUAAAUGGGAUGCUUUAAUGUGUGUGUGGGGGGGGUUUCUUUUUGUGUGUGUGUUUCUGUAUCAGAGGAAUAAAAAAAAUGAUGCAUUUUGGUUGAAAGGAACUACAAUAUGUACAGUUUUUAAAUAAACAUUCCACAGUUGGGUGUUUUUGUGAAAAGCCUUUUGAGCUAUUAAACAAUUAUGGUUGUUUUCUUUUUUGCAUCUGGUUGUUUUUGUUGUUUUUUCCUGAGCUUUUUUUCGAUGACUGAUUGUAUUUAAGGCGGUAGAUAUCUCAUGUAAUGUACAUCCAUUUCUACAACGUCUUCCUGUUUUGAUACAUGAAAUCACGGAGGGACUAACAAAGGGGAUGUUUUUUGUUUUUUGGAGAGUGCUGUGCAACUGUUUUCAUAAGAUUAUCAGGACUAUAGCAUGAAUCUGAAACUGUAGCUUUUUAAUGUUGUCAAAGCCAUCGAUGGAAUAAAUGUCCUCGCCGUCAGCUUCGUACGUCAGAGCGAGGAGCCCCUGACGUUUAUACAGCCUGUACUCAACAUGAAAUGUAAAGCACACAUCAGUUUUUUUGUUUUUUCAUUUAACCAAUAAAUGUAUUCCUCUGA